This is a messenger RNA of Syzygium oleosum, 1242 nucleotides long. RefSeq lists its product as uncharacterized. Gene Ontology annotation, molecular function: metal ion binding. The transcript is spliced from 3 exons. NCBI's taxonomy places the organism in Eukaryota, Viridiplantae, Streptophyta, Magnoliopsida, Myrtales, Myrtaceae. Bases 87 to 1148 code for a protein of 353 amino acids. The record is from RefSeq and is a predicted model, not a curated record.
GAACUAACGUAGGAACCUUACUCGUUUCGCUAUUUAGAGCAGGCGAACUUGUUCAGGAAGCAGUUCAUCUUAAUAGCUCAAGAAACAUGGCAGAGCAGGUUGCGAAGAUGGUGAUCAAAGUGGACCUUCAGUGUCGUCGCUGUUACAAGAAGAUCAAGAAAAUCCUGCGUGAGAUCCCUCAAGUAAAAGAUCAAAGCUUCGACGAGAAACAAAACACAGUGACGAUCACAGUGGUGUGUUGCAGUCCCGAGGAGGUCCGACAGAAGAUAUGUUGCAAGGGAAGAGAUUUCAUUUUAGGCAUUGACAUUAUAGCCCCCGAGAAAGUUACAAAGGAUGAAUCGAGUAAAAAAGCUACAAAAACCGGUGAGGAUGAAUCGAGUAAAGAAACUAAAAAAACCGGUGCUACACAGGAUGGACCCGCCAAGAAACCGGUUCCUCCUCCACCGGUGCUAGGUUACCCACCGGUGUAUGUGAUGGGGCUGGUGAAUGUUUGUCCCCCGUGUCAUAAUCGGGGUUGUGGUUGGUUAUGUCCAUGCAUCUGUCACUGCGGGAAGCCGGCCCACGAGUGCAGAUGCGGGAGGCCACCGAUGUGCGAUGAUGGAUGCGGGAAGCCGGCCCACGAGUGCAGAUGCGGGAGGCCACCGAUGUGCAAUGAUGGCUGCGGGAAGCCGGCCCACGAGUGCAGAUGCGGGAGGCCACCGAUGUGCCAUGAUGGGUGUGGGAAGCCCGCCCACGAGUGCAGAUGCGGGAAGCCGGCCCACGAGUGCAGAUGCGGGAGGCCACCGAUGUGCCAUGAUGGGUGUGGGAAGCCCGCCCACGAGUGCAGAUGCGGGAGGCCACCGAUGUGCAAUGAUGGCUGCGGGAAGCCGGCCCACGAGUGCAGAUGCGGGAGGCCACCGAUGUGCCAUGAUGGGUGUGGGAAGCCCGCCCACGAGUGCAGAUGCGGGAGGCCACCGAUGUGCCGGGAUGGGUGUGGGAGGCCGGCCCACAAGUGCAGAUGCCGGAGACCCAGUUACUCGAGGUGUUGCGAUCGAUGCAAUGAUGAAAAUGCCUCUUCAUCAUGGACCCUGCAUGGUUGUGACUGUGGAAGGCCGCCGGUAUGCACCAAUGCCGGCUACGAGUGCGAAAGUUCCUGCUCGCUUAUGUAAGGAGAGUUUUGUGGUAUUUGUUUAUGUGGAUCUUCUACCCCGCACGAUACUCUCUUCAGUGCCUCAAUAAAUACCAACCCUUGGCUUAUGAAAA